AUGCCGGAACAAACGAAGCCAGCGCCCAAGAAGGGCUCCAAGAAGGCGGUGUCCAAAGCUGUAAAGGGCGGCAAGAAGAAGAAAAGAUCUAGGAAGCAGAGCUACGCCAUCUACGUGCACAAGGUGCUGAAGCAGGUCCACCCAGACACCGGCAUCUCCACCAAGGCCAUGAAUAUCAUGAACUCGUUCGUCAACGACAUCUUCGAGCGGAUCGCCGGCGAGGCCUCUCAGCUGGUUCAGCACAACAAGCGCUCCACCAUCACCUCCAGGGAGAUCCAGACAGCAGUCAGACUGCUGCUUCCCGGUGAGCUGGCCAAGCACGCCGUGUCCGAGGGCACCAAGGCCGUCACCAAGUACACCAGCUCCAAGUAAAGCUUCACUGCUCAACACCAAUACAACGGCUCUUUUAAGAGCCACACACGUCAUCUGCAGAGCUGCUGGUCCACAUUUACUGUAAGUUGUGAGGUGUUGGUAGAGUUUAAGACGCAGUAAGGGAGCAAGAUAUUAAUGGAAAACACUGUCGUUUAAUGUGUAAAAAUGUUCCUAUAAGUACUUUAUCAGAAGAUAAAACUACAAUAUUCAGGAAAUAAACACUGAGUGACAGAAUGGUGAUACAGCAGCAAGGAGGAAAUGCUGAAAAGUGACGCUCUGGUAAAAUGUAUCAUGAAUUAAAAGUUAAUAUCUGGGCUGUAAACCGUCCUUUGUCUAAGAAAAAGUUUAAAAUUAGCUAAAUUUCAUGUUAUUCUCUGUGAGAAAGUGACAUUAAUAAAUAACCUCACUGCAGUGACAAAUCAAUAAAUGCUCAUACAAGCAGAUAAAAGACAUUUAAUUGCACAAACUAAAACCAGUAAUUAGUGAGCGCAUGAAAACUUCCUGAUAAAUGAGUUUUAUUCAUUUCAGAGUGAAGCUAAUUCAUUACAGGAGACGAAAACAGAAACAUAGAAAAUCAGAUUGAAAUAACAGCUGACUGUGGGUAAAAACAUUUAUUCAUCUAUUCUGUGAUCAAAA
This is a messenger RNA of Acanthochromis polyacanthus (spiny chromis), 1008 nucleotides long. RefSeq names its product histone H2B-like. The record is from RefSeq and is a predicted model, not a curated record. Bases 1 to 372 code for a protein of 123 amino acids. Gene Ontology annotation, cellular component: nucleosome. Lineage: Eukaryota; Metazoa; Chordata; Actinopteri; Pomacentridae. The transcript has a single exon. Gene Ontology annotation, molecular function: protein heterodimerization activity; DNA binding; structural constituent of chromatin.